ACCGCCCCCGCGACACUCUCUCACCCACCGCCGACACGAAAUAUCCGCUGCGCCAUUCUUCUCCGCGCCGUCACACUUGCUCCGUGGCAUCAGCUGCAGCAUCCGCGUCGCGACCUCCGAAAAGCUGGCUGCACGCGUCAGCAACGCCAGGCUUCGCUCCGAUCCACGCCCACGGCACAUGGUCCCUCUUUCCGCGCGGGUCUGCGAGAGAUGAGGCUGAAGUGAGUGCUCCGGCGACGAUAUGUCGCAGACAGCUGGUGUCAAGCGCAAGUUGGAUGCUGCCGCCGACUUUGUGCGUUCACGACCAUCUCCAGGCGCCUCCUCGCAGUCUUCGCGGCUGGCGAAUGGCGCACAUUCUAACUCUUCAACUUCUGCCACCACCAAUGGCAACCACUACACCUCCCCAGACUCCGACGGGAUGCAGACAUCAGAUGCUGGUGACAUGCUGCGGGGCGUAGGCUCGGCGAGCUCAUUAGAGACCACCGCAUCUUCGGCCUUCUCGCGCAACUCACAGUCAUUCGCCCACAACAGCCAAACAGCAGCCCACGGCUACACGCCUCUCACCAACCACACAGAUUCAUCUCCACCCAAAGGUCCCUUUCCUCAGCACUCGAAAAGUGCCAUGGAAAUGACUUCCCUCGACGGCGCCGUCGCGUCCGCCUCAUACGAGCCUCUCUCGGACUCGACAGCGCAUCCCCCACAGCAACAGCAGCGUCCGCAGAUGCUGCCGCCCCCUGGCAAAGCGAAAGGGUACAGAGCGGUUUGGGAUCCAGAAUUAGACAACAAGCUCAGCAGAGAAGAACGAAAACGGGCCGCAUUCAAGAAAAGAGACUUUGGCACAGAGGCAUACGAACCGGAUCCGCCACCAGAUCCACGCCUAGCUAUACCUGGCUAUAUGUCAGGUCUGUGUCGGCCAAAAACACAUCCCAGCAAAGCCAUUCUGCGAAUCGCGCCCUACAACUUGCCACCAUACAAAGUGGACAGGAAUUCCAUUGGGCCAGGCGAAGCACAACAAGUGGUUGCGAUAGGAUUCGAUCCUUUCUUGGCGGAAAGCACCUUGAAGCUGAACUUUAGCACGUUUGGCAGCAUUGCUUCUGUUCAGAACAAGACAGAUCCAGAGACGGGUAGCUUCCUCGGGAUCGCCUUGGUGAAGUAUCGGGAUGCCGUGAGGGAUGGUCUCGAGGUUUCCGCAGUCGCUGCAGCCAAGCGAGCUGAGGCGGAGUUCAGCGGUGCACGCAUUGGCCUUCAUACAAUCAAGGUGGAGCUUGACCGCGAGGGCAAAAGAUGCAAAAGAUAUGUGGAACAGGCCUUGAAACAAGCACGAGACGAACGUGACAGACUUCGACCUGCAGCACCUCCUGGUCCCCCCGAGACCAAGACUCGAGACUUCCUCGCGCCCCCACCGACAGCACCCAAAGGUCCGUCCGGCAAAAAGUCGAAAGCACCUCCUGCAGGUCCGCGCGGUCGUGGCGGUGCAGCAGCACCCGAAGAAGCUCAAAACUCACGCGCCGCGGCGGGUUCGGGAAUAGAGGAUGGAUCCGUUCUGAGCAAGAUCAAGCGCAAGCCAUACAUACACAUUCCCAGCAAAUCUGUACCUGUCCUCGCAACGACAAUCCCGCAUCUGAAGAAGCGACUGAAGGCAUACGAUUGGCGAGAAGUGCGCCUGGAUAAGAGUGGCUACUAUGUGGUCUUCGACGAUUCUAAGCGUGGAGAAGAUGAAACGGAGAGGUGCUUCAAUGAAUGCAAUCAUGGUGCUUUGUUCACUUACAAAAUGGCGAUGGAGUGCCAGAAGUAUGGCAACCCAGACUAUGAGAGAAGUCCCAGCCCUGAGCGGGUGAUUGCAGAGAGCAAAAGGCGCGAAGAGUUUGAGCGGCUGCAACGGGAAGAAGCCGAAGAUCUCGAGAUUGAGAAAAAGAACAGAGCAGAGAAUCUUGAUCCAGUGCAUGGUGCGCUGGAACAGCUUCGGCUGGAGCUGCGUGAUAGGAUUAUGGGCGACAUCAAGACCAGAAUUGCCAUACCAAUCUUCCACGAAGGUCUGGAUCCGACUCGACAUGUGGACAGACGUCGUAAGCUUGGGCUUAGAGAUCCUGUGGAAAAUGACAACAAAGCGACUUCUUUGCUAUUCCACAAAGCGGGAGAUGGACUUCUCGACAUGCCCAAAGGACGACGUGGCUAUCCUCUAUCUCAUUCUAGGCCUCUCCGACCACACGACCCUCAUCACCGAGGACGAAAGGGCGACAACAAGAACAGGGAACCUAGCAAUGCAUUCGUGGACGAAAGACGGCGAAAGCCCCCAGCGCGACCAUCGCAUACCAGAGGCUUGCACUUUAAGCUGCAACAAAUGUACGCCGAAGAAGAGGAGGACUCUGACGACGACCACCCUACGCCGAUCACGCGCGCCGACACCGAGGACCAGGAGAGCCGUCCACUCAGCCGCGCGAGCCGCAAUUCGACGCCAUUCGAUUCCGAGUCUGUCACCGAGACGACACAGAGCAACAAGCGCCGCAAGGUCAGCGAGUGGGAGGAUGAGGAGAAAGAGGCGUUUGAUGCAUUCCACAGAGAGAUGCUCGGUCACCUCCUGCACAAGGAGCCUGAGGAUCUUGCAACUCGCGAGCUCGAGCUAGUCGUGAAUACACUGCCACGAACUUCGCGAUAUGCCACAAGAGCCAGGACAGAGCUAUACAUUCGUCAACGCACCAAGCUUGACGACGACCUCUUCCAGGUGGAGGAGGGACGGAAGGAGUCGAGUGUGGACCCGUCUGUUGCCGCAAGCAAGGAGCCAGAAGGCACGCCUGCGCUCGACAUUGGCAAAGUGGUCAAGGAGAAACCCAAGCGCAUUCGCAAGUCUAAGAAACAGCUUCAGGAAGAACGAGAAGCGCUCAAGGCGGAAGCCAAGAAAGCAAAGGCUGCCACCAAGGUUGUGGCCACGGAGACUGUUGCCAAGAUCGAGGAGAAGGAACGUGAGAUUGAAGCCAUCACCGUGGACAAGAGUGUGCAGCUGCACUUCACCCACGACAAGCCUAGGCGAACUGUGGAAGAGGAUCGCUCCGUGGUUCUGGACAUUGAUGGCUGGCAACAGUUCAUCAAGGACGACGAAGAUCUUGCUUUCGCCAAGCGUGCCUUUGCUCGUCACGCCGCGUACGACGUGGGCGAUGCAAAGGUCUGGGCAUGGAAGCAGAAGGAGAUCAAGGCGCUCAACACGGAUGGAUUAGCUGGUAAAGCACAACCGGAGCCACUCAUCCCAGGCUACUACGUGCCCAAUCCGACUGGUGCUGCUCGUACUGAAGGAGUCAUCAAGAUCAUGAACGAGGAGAAGUCUAGAUACCUUCCCCACCGCAUCAAGGUCCAGAAAGCUCGCGAAGAACGACAGGCUCUGGCAACGGCAGACCCGACUGCAGCCGCCGAAGCUGCCAAGGUCGCAGCUGCAGAAAAAGUCGUUACUACCGCUACUUCUCGCAGCAACCGUGUCAACAACAGGCGUCUGGUGAACGAUAUCAAUCUGCAAAAGCAGAGCUUGGCUUCCACGGGUGAUGCCGAUGUCGCGAUACGCUUCAACCAACUCAAGAAGCGCAAGAAGCUCGUCAAGUUUGAUCGAUCUGCCAUUCACGGCUGGGGUCUCUAUGCGGAGGAGAACAUUGCCAUCAACGAUUUGAUCAUCGAAUACGUGGGUGAGAAGGUGCGACAAAAGGUCGCAGAUAUGCGUGAGAUCAAAUACGACAAGCAGGGCGUGGGUUCCUCGUACCUCUUCCGUAUGCUGGACGACGAGAUUGUGGACGCGACCAAGAAGGGUGGCAUCGCUCGUUUCAUCAACCAUUCUUGCAGCCCGAACUGCACUGCCAAGAUCAUCAAAGUCGAAGGGACGCCGAGAAUCGUCAUCUAUGCCCUCAAGGACAUUAGCAAGAAUGAUGAACUCACCUACGACUACAAGUUCGAGCGCGAGAUUGGCGCGACGGAUCGAAUCCCAUGUCUUUGCGGUUCCGCCAACUGCAAGGGCUUCCUGAACUGAGCGAUUGAUACCCUGUUUCGACUAUGGCUGGUAGGGAAGCAAGGCAUUGCUCCUACCUACAUCUGAGACUUUUAACUUUCUUGGUACUUCGAGCGAGGGCACAAAAUGGGUUGCGGGUUGCAUUUGCGUGGCGUGGCCUGGCGUGGCGGGUCAAGAAGGCUUCAACAGAUUGCCCAUGGCAUUGCUGUUGAAGUGGCUUUCCGGGAAGGUCGGGCGGCGCUUACUUUACACGCAACAGAUUCACUGCGUGUUUCCCCCUGUGUGUGCAUAAAUGGGGAAAGGUACGUGUGACGAGUACGCAAGUGAAGGUGCGGCUAGACAGUGCCGUGUAGCAGUAGUAUUGCAGCAGAAAGAAAGGAAAAAAAAAGGGGAACCAAAGCCGAGAUACACUAGUCGAGAGAAUGAAGACUUGACAAGAAGAAGAAUACCGAC
Molecule: messenger RNA, 4438 nt
Organism: Sphaerulina musiva SO2202
Lineage: Eukaryota; Fungi; Ascomycota; Dothideomycetes; Mycosphaerellales; Mycosphaerellaceae
Exons: 3
Coding region: 242-4006 (1254 amino acids)
Cellular component (GO): Set1C/COMPASS complex
Molecular function (GO): histone H3K4 methyltransferase activity; nucleic acid binding; protein binding
Source: RefSeq, a predicted model, not a curated record